Papaver somniferum (opium poppy) is the source of this 1766-nucleotide messenger RNA. Its product is annotated as xyloglucan 6-xylosyltransferase 2-like. The record is from RefSeq and is a predicted model, not a curated record. NCBI's taxonomy places the organism in Eukaryota, Viridiplantae, Streptophyta, Magnoliopsida, Ranunculales, Papaveraceae. The coding region runs from base 145 to 1509 and encodes 454 amino acids. The transcript has a single exon. Gene Ontology annotation, cellular component: membrane; endosome; trans-Golgi network. Gene Ontology annotation, biological process: xyloglucan biosynthetic process. Gene Ontology annotation, molecular function: UDP-xylosyltransferase activity; hexosyltransferase activity; xyloglucan 6-xylosyltransferase activity.
AACUCUCUCCUUUCCGCAGAGUGGAAAACAAUACAAAAUCAUUUUUGGAACACAAAGAAAAUUAAAAAAAAAAGGGUUAGGGUUUUUGAAGAAUUUCUCAGGUUUGAUGAAGGAAUUUCAAAAUUGAAUUAAAGGAAAUCAAAGAUGCUGGAACGAUUUUUAGGAUCUCGACGGGUACGUCAAAUUCAGAGAGCAUUUCGUCAUGGUAAGAUUACAAUUCUUUGUCUAGUAAUGACUGUUGUUGUUCUUCGUGGUACAAUGGGUGCUGGUAAAUUCGGUACACCAGAACAAGAUUUUAUUGAAAUUCGUGAUCAUUUGUACUCGCGUAAGCGUGCAGAACCUCAUAGAGUUCUCGAAGAAGCUCAAACUACAUCGACUGAAACAACCUCAGCUAAUGCUAAUAGUUAUGUUGCAUUUGAUCCUAUGAAAUUAUCUGUUGAUGAAGAAGAUGAUGGACCAAAGCGUGAUCCAAAUGAACCUUAUAGUUUAGGACCUAAAAUAACUGAUUGGGAUGAACAAAGAUCAGAUUGGUUAAAGGAGAACCCUAGUUUUCCUAAUUUUAUCAGGGAAAAUAAACCUAGGGUGUUAUUAGUUACUGGUUCAUCGCCGAAACCAUGCGAGAAUCCUGUUGGUGAUCAUUACUUGUUGAAAUCGAUUAAGAAUAAGAUUGAUUAUUGUAGGUUACAUGCUAUUGAAGUAUUUUAUAAUUUUGCGCUUCUAGAUGCUGAAAUGGCUGGUUUUUGGGCUAAACUUCCGUUGAUUAGGAAAUUGUUGUUGUCACAUCCCGAGGUUGAGUUUUUGUGGUGGAUGGAUAGUGAUGCUAUGUUUACUGAUAUGGCAUUUGAGAUUCCGUGGGAGAGAUAUAAGGAUCAUAAUUUUGUGAUGCAUGGUUGGAAUGAAAUGGUUUAUGAUGAGAAGAACUGGAUUGGGUUGAAUACUGGAAGCUUUUUGCUUAGAAAUUGUCAGUGGACACUUGAUAUUUUAGAUGUUUGGGCACCUAUGGGACCAAAAGGGAAGGUUAGAGAUGAUGCUGGGAAAAUACUUACUAGAGAACUAAAAAAUCGACCUGUUUUCGAAGCUGAUGAUCAAUCUGCAAUGGUGUAUAUUUUGGCAACGCAAAAAGAGAAAUGGGGAGAUAAGGUUUAUCUUGAGAAUCAUUAUUAUUUGCAUGGUUAUUGGGGAAUUUUGGUUGAUAAUUAUGAAGAGUAUAUUGAGAAGUACCAUCCUGGUUUAGGUGAUCACCGUUGGCCUCUUGUCACUCACUUUGUCGGUUGUAAGCCUUGUGGGAAAUUCGGGGAUUAUUCUGUUGAGAGAUGCUUGACUCAGAUGGAUAGAGCUUUUAAUUUUGGGGAUAAUCAAAUACUACAGAUGUAUGGGUUUACUCAUCAGUCAUUAAGUAGCAGGAAGGUCAAGAGGAUUCGAAAUGAGACCGACAAUCCUUUGGAGGUCAAGGAUGAGUAUGGGUUGCUGCAUCCCUCGUUCAAAGCUGUCAAGGUAUCCUCCUCUUGACUGCUUCAUAAGUUCCUGCUCUAGCUGCUUGUUGUUGUUAAUGAUAAUACAUACUAUGUGUUCUUAGCAUAAUUGCCAUUUGUUUCACCAUAUUGGUUCAGACUCAUAUUAUGUUACUUGUCAGUGAAUUUUAUAGAAAUUUCCAAAGGAAAACAGAGCUCAUUGUGCGUUUGUCAUACUGUAAUAUUGUAGUGUAAUGAGCAAUUUUAACACCACCACGCAAUGUUGAAUUUUAUAGAAAUCUGCUGAGUUUCUUU